CGCGUUAACUCAUUCAAUGAAUCAUUCAACGAUCACGCCACCACCACCAGGACCGGUCGCCCCACGCGCGCUCCCCACUCGAGCGACUUACGCGCCGCCCCCAGCCCCACUCGCUCACUCCCACCAUUGCGCCUAUAAAAGUGCUGCACUUGACAGUUCGGGUGAUUUUUCAUCUUGCGACUUCCGAAGCGUACAGAUGUCGGACUGUGUUUAAUUUUGUGAAAAAGUGAUUUUGUUUUAAAUUAAUCAGUGAACGAAUAAAUAAUAAUAUUAAAGUGAUAUUUUCUGAAAAAGCUUAAAUUGAGUGAUUCGAACAAACUUUGAUUGUGAAGUGUUUAAAAUAGCAAGUAAAAAUUGUAGUGUGACAAAUAUUAGUGAAGUUAUUCUGAUUUAAAUAAAAAUGAGUGGUGAAAACGAAGGUGUUUCUUCUAAUCCUGUUCCCCCUUCUCUUACAUCAGAAGAGGGGACGAGCCGACGCCAACCAAUUGCGGCCUCAUCGGCAACCUCUCCUAUGCUGCUAUUGGCAAAUACAUUCAAAGAUACCAUGUCGGAAAUGAUGGAGCGGAUGACUCAAGAAAACCAGGCAAUUUUUUUAGAAAUGAUGAACGUUAUUCGACCUGAAAAUUCAAGGAUUCGCAUAUCCGACGUUUAUUUUCCAAGCUUUGACCCAGACAAAGAAAUGGAUGUAAAAGAAUGGGUUAAUUUAAUUUCACGCACACAAAAAGAAUACAAUUUGAAGGAUCACGAAGUACGACUAAAAGCAGCUAGUGUUUUGAAAGGCAGAGCACAAUCUUGGGCUGACGAUUGCUUACUUCGCACUACUACUUGGGCUGAAAUGAGAGAGGACAUGCUACAAACAUUCGAGGCAGAAAGCAGGUAUUUCUCUGAUAUAUUAAAAUUUAGAAGGUACACAAUUGAAAAUGCCGAAAGUAUUCCUGAAUAUAUUUCAACUGUGUGGAAGAUGUUCAAAAAAAUAAUGAAACCGAAUCCUACCGAACAAGAUGCAGUAGAAUUUGUCAUUGGACAACACAAAUCACAAUAA
This is a messenger RNA of Aricia agestis (brown argus), 1042 nucleotides long. RefSeq lists its product as uncharacterized. The transcript has a single exon. The record is from RefSeq and is a predicted model, not a curated record. Lineage: Eukaryota; Metazoa; Arthropoda; Insecta; Lepidoptera; Lycaenidae. The coding region runs from base 401 to 1042 and encodes 213 amino acids.